Messenger RNA from Helianthus annuus (common sunflower), 1250 nucleotides. Its product is annotated as probable RNA-binding protein ARP1. Gene Ontology annotation, molecular function: RNA binding. The record is from RefSeq and is a predicted model, not a curated record. The coding region runs from base 162 to 944 and encodes 260 amino acids. NCBI's taxonomy places the organism in Eukaryota, Viridiplantae, Streptophyta, Magnoliopsida, Asterales, Asteraceae. The transcript has 5 exons.
CACACACACAUUAAAUACACACCAAAAUCCUUCUUCCUCAAAUCCCGAUUCAUUAUUAUCAUCUCUUUCACAUCAACAAUCACCUGCACACCUAUACGUACAUUAACAUACAUACAUACCACCACUCAUCAUCAUCAUCAUCAUCGCCGGCGAUCUUCUCAAUGACAAUGACGACCAAUGCCGGAGCAGUAGGUCCCUUCGGCGACACUACGUUGACCAAAGUCUUCGUUGGCGGCUUAGCCUGGGAGACUCAAAAGGAAGCCAUGCGAGAUCACUUCGAGAAGUUCGGCGACAUUCUCGAAGCCGUCAUCAUCUCCGAUAAAACCACCGGCCGAUCCAAAGGCUACGGAUUCGUUACGUUUAAGCAGCCGGAAUCGGCGAAAAAAGCGUGUGAAGAUCCGACACCGGUGAUUAACGGCCGUCGUGCGAAUUGUAACCUAGCGUCACUCGGUGCUCGCCGUCAGAGAACGUUAACCGUUGUUCCGCCGUCGCCUCCACCGCCACCGCACCAACAAUCCGGAGCUAAUGUGAUCGUAGGUCCGAGAUCUGGAUCUGCCGGAGCGGUUACACCACCGCCUGUAAGUCAUGUGCAAUGGUACUAUCCACCAACGCCACCGCCGGCCUCACCGUACCACCACCAGGCAACACUGCCGUACUACGGUUAUGCUCCGGCUGCUUACGUGGCAACAACGGAUGUCAGUUACAAUCACAAAUUAGGGUAUACUGGUGGGGCCUACAUGAGUGGAGGACACUACUCGCAUAUGUAUAAUGGACAUUAUUCGCCAACUUACCCAAUGUAUCAAUAUCAUCCUUCUCAAGCAAUGGGCUUACCGGCCCAUUUCUUUUGUGCUCCAACUUCUGCUGGCCCAAUAGCUACUGUUCCUGCUAUUCUAUCAAAGCCUACACAAAUUGCUCCAGCUCAAGUUUGUUUGGCUGUUGAAUGAAUAGGUACAGUUGGGGGAAGAGCAACAAAUGUGGCUAAAAGUGGCAAAUAACAAAAGAGAAGGGGGUUAGAGUGGCUUUUCGGACCAACAAUAUUUUAUCUGAUCUGCAAUGACCAACUUUUUUUUAUUUCCUCUAAUUUACAUGAUUUUUUUUCUAUUUAAUUUUUAUUUUAACUUUAUUAUUUUGAUUAAUUAAUUACAUUCUCAUCCUUUAGGCAAAUCUAAUAACUUAUUAGAUUCAUUCAUUUGUCAUAACACUCAUUCUCCAUUUAGAUGCAAAACAUUUUAAAAUAGGCAUUGUUGUAA